Octodon degus (degu) is the source of this 1498-nucleotide messenger RNA. RefSeq names its product zinc finger protein 32 (gene Znf32). The transcript has 3 exons. Gene Ontology annotation, biological process: regulation of transcription by RNA polymerase II. Gene Ontology annotation, molecular function: RNA polymerase II cis-regulatory region sequence-specific DNA binding; DNA-binding transcription factor activity. The record is from RefSeq and is a predicted model, not a curated record. Bases 472 to 1293 code for a protein of 273 amino acids. NCBI's taxonomy places the organism in Eukaryota, Metazoa, Chordata, Mammalia, Rodentia, Octodontidae.
CAGGGGUUCCUGGGAGCUGUGGUAGGCCGCGCGCCCCUGCGCUGCGGGCUUGGCGCCGGCUUUGUCUGUCUACGGGUGCGCGCCGCUGCGGUGAGUGAGGCCGUGGCCGGUCGGCGCGCCUGACAAGGCGGGACCUCCGCUGUCAACCACCCCGCCGCCACUCCGGGCCCUCCGCGCGGACUUGAGCAGGCUAGGCCUGCCCAGGACAGUGGGGAGAGGACAGCCCGCAGACGAGGGUCCCUGGGCCGGAGAUCAGGACCUGAGUCCCGAACCCAGGACGUACGGGGUUUGGCAGGCAAAAGGAGAGAUCCGCCUGGACCGUGUGUGGUGGGGCAGGACGAGCGGAAGGCCCCGCCACCUGCAGAGGAGGCGCGGGGACAGGCAGGGCAGCUCCUGGGGAGGUACUCAAGAAUAGCCCAUGGAAGAAUCAUCUGAAGAGGUGGUGAUUAAGGUCUCAGACAAGGAGUGGACAUGUUUGGAUUCCCAACAGCUACCCUGCUGGACUGUCACGGGAGAUAUGCCCAGAAUGUAGCAUUUUUCAAUGUGAUGACAGAAGCCCACCACAAAUAUGAUCACUCUGAUGCCACCGGAUCCUCCAGCUGGGAUUUCCAGAAUGCUUUCAGAAGAGAGAAGCUGGAACAGAAGUCCCCAGAUUCUAAGACCCUCCAGGAAGAUUCACCUGGAGUGAGACAUAAGGUUUAUGAGUGCCAGGACUGUGGCAAGUCCUUCCGGCAAAAAGGUAGCCUGACAUUACAUGAGAGAAUCCACACUGGUCAAAAGCCCUUUGAGUGUACCCAUUGUGGAAAAAGCUUCCGGGCCAAAGGUAAUCUUGUUACACACCAGCGAGUACACACAGGAGAAAAGCCUUAUGAGUGCAAAGAGUGUGGGAAAAGCUUUAGUCAGCGAGGCAGUCUGGCUGUCCAUGAGAGACUCCACACUGGACAAAAACCCUAUGAGUGUGCCAUUUGCCAGAGAAGCUUCAGGAAUCAAAGUAACCUUGCUGUUCAUCGAAGAGUUCACAGUGGAGAAAAGCCCUACAGAUGUGACCAGUGUGGGAAAGCCUUCAGUCAGAAAGGUAGCUUAAUUGUUCACAUCCGAGUACACACAGGCCUGAAGCCCUACGCCUGUGCCCAGUGUAGGAAAAGCUUCCACACCAGAGGGAAUUGUGUUCUGCAUGGCAAAGUCCACACAGGAGAGGCACCCUUCCUGUGCAGCCAGUGUGGAAAAAGCUUCACCCAGAGAGGGAGUCUGGCUGUGCACCAGCGAAGCUGCUCACAGAGACUCACCCUCUGACUUUCUUCACAGGAAGUUCUCUGUAUGGAUUAAAAGAAAUUCUCUUUAUGAAUUAAAAGUGCAAAACCCUCCGCAAUCACAUAACCUAUCCAAUGGCAUGAAAUGAAGAAUCUUCUACGAAGACCAGUAUUGGGUAGGAUAAACUGACUUUUCCUUUCCCCCAGAUAAAUAUGAAAAUAAAUGUCUUGUUUAUCAUUGUCAUGUA